Lytechinus variegatus (green sea urchin) is the source of this 3297-nucleotide messenger RNA. Its product is annotated as glucoside xylosyltransferase 1-like. Gene Ontology annotation, biological process: protein O-linked glycosylation via N-acetylgalactosamine. The record is from RefSeq and is a predicted model, not a curated record. The transcript is spliced from 9 exons. Gene Ontology annotation, molecular function: UDP-xylosyltransferase activity. NCBI's taxonomy places the organism in Eukaryota, Metazoa, Echinodermata, Echinoidea, Temnopleuroida, Toxopneustidae. Bases 145 to 1959 code for a protein of 604 amino acids.
GAGAAUUUCCAUCAAUGAGAACGUUGAUUUUGCAUAAACAAUCACACCAACAAGUUGAAUUGACGCUGAUCACCGGCCCGUGAAUCUAUUCACAUUUUCCUGUACUUGUUUUUUCAGCCUGAGAAGUAGCUGCCAACAACACCAAUGCUUGUACAUCAACUAACACUAUUUACGCCAUUUUCAUACGUAAUUCUUGGCGAAAUUAUACCAUCUCGAUCGGGGAAAAUGAGGUUAAAAUUCAAGACGCUUGUUAUGCUCUCGUUAAGCGUUGGCUUGGUAGCGCUUGGUGGAUAUUUUUACCGGGGGAGUGACGGGGAAGGAGAUUACAACGGCCGCUUGUCUGCUCAAGGACCGCUUGUUGGCGAUGACUUUGUUCGCGUGCCCGGCCAUGUACGGCAGAAACAAGACGUAAAGAAGCAUCGAAUGCAUCGAGUUAUUGAAGAUGAAAUCAUGAAAAAUGACAUGAGCGAUAAAGGACAAGGAAAGAAACACAGGAUAGAUGACAAAGUGGAGGAAAAAGUCCCGCCGCCAGCACCAAGGAAAGUGAGAAAGGUUUUCCCGGACCCGAUUAGUUUGAAACCACAGGGACCGAAGGCGAAGCCAGAUGGUGAAAGGCAAAACCUCCCCCAUGGAGUCCCCAUCAAAGAAAAAGUCCCUGAACCCCCCGUGCAACUGCCACAGCCCCCAGGAAAUGGCCAACUCCACCGCCAACAAGCGCCUGAACCCCCUGCUCAACCAGCCCAACCACCUGCACAAAAACAAGCCCAACCAGCCCAACCCCCAGGGAUAAAUGACAAGCCCCGCCCCCAGGACAUCGAUCAGCCCCGCCCAGGCCAAGAAACCGCGAAGAUCAACCAAGCCCGACUAGAAGCAGCAAAACAAAAACAGAUGGCAUUGAUGGAAAAACUGAAGCAAGAACAGUCCCAGCAUGCAUCACAGCAUAAACAGGAAGUCAACCAGGCAGUGGAUUCUGGGAAGCAGCCAGGACCCGAUUCUGUAAUCAAUCUGUCCGUGGUAUGCUGUGGGGACAGGACGGAUGAAACGGUCGUGAUGUUGAAGACGGCGACCAUUCUCACUCAACAAAACUUGUAUUUUCAUAUCUUUGCCGAGGAUAAUCUACAGGCCGGUAUUGCACAGAGGUUGGAGGCAUGGCCUGCUGUUUACCGUCGCAAGAUUCAAUUUGAUCUCCGCCCGAUAUCGUUUCCACCCGGAGAAGACCCCGAGAAGUGGAAAAAGGUCUUUAAGAUGUGCGCCACCCAGCGACUCUUUCUACCCGAUCUCCUACCCCAUGUUGAUUCCUUGCUCUACGUGGAUACAGAUAUCCUGUUUAUUCGUCCGAUAGAGGAGAUUUAUAGUUUCUUCAAGCAAUUCAAUUCUACACAGAUGGCAGCCAUGACUCCCGAGCACGAGGUCAAGAAUAUUGGAUGGUACAACCGUUUUGCAAGGCAUCCGUACUACGGAGAAACGGGAAUGAACUCUGGUGUGAUGCUGAUGAACCUUACCAGAAUGAGAGAGUUUGGUUGGACUAAGAAGAUUGUUCCUAUCUAUCAUGAAUAUAAACUCAAAAUCACGUGGGGAGACCAAGAUCUUAUCAACAUUGUCUUCCAUGACUAUCCACAGGGGCUGUUCCCGUAUACAUGCGAAUGGAACUAUCGACCAGACCACUGUAUGUACUCUAACAACUGCCGCAGGACAGACGAGCACGGGAUAGCCGUUAUACACGGCAACCGAGGCGUCUAUCAUAACGAAAAGCAGCCCGCAUUCAGAGCUAUCUAUGAGUCUUUUAGAGAUUAUACCUUUGGAGCUGACCUGGAAAUGGGUUUAAUCCAGCCUCUCACUCAGCAGCUGAACCAGCCCAGCCUGGCUAAAAAUUAUUGUGCACAAGCAGUCUUAUUACCAGUCACUUCAACGCUAAAAAAAUAUGUAAACAAGGUUAUUCCUAUCAAAACACCUGUUUGAUAAAGCCUACGCGUGCAGGUGAAAGACUGCAGUGUUGUGUUGGUAGUCUGUAUAACAGUCACUUCUACGGUGAGUAGGCGAUCGGAUUGGGUUGUUCCAAUCUAAACUUCUGUAUUAAUGAGCCUACUAUUUGAACAUGUGAGUCACCAGUGUAUGCAGGAAGUCACCGCAUUGACAUGGUGGCCUUUCACCUGGAGGUUUUUAGGUGGAGAUUCCGGAUUUUCCGAAGGGGAUGCAUAUUGUCCCCAAAGUUGAUAAGCGUAAAAAAGGGGUCAUCAAUUCCAAUUGAAGGUCUUUGGGGAUCUUCCCUUUUCUCUUUUUUGUGUCACAAUUUUAUGUGGAGCACCCAACUCCACCCCCCCCCCCCUCCGCAUCUGGCAUGUAUUUGGAAGCCAUCUGGAUAACAAUCCUAACAUACACAGUGCAGUAAGAGUGAUGGUCCUAUGCCACACAUGAGGCGAAUGUCUGCGAGAGAAGUUAUAGCAUUGUUCAAGGUAACACAGAUAGGCUGAGAUUAUUGAAUUUGAAGUGAUGUUAUGAUUUUGGAUUAGGACAAUAAUUGUAAUCUGCAUGAAUAUUCAUGAACACAAAUCGUGUGGUUGAAAUCAAUGAAGCAGCCUACAUGAAUGUUUGAAUUAUUCAUGAACACAAAUUGGGUGGUGAAAUCAAUGAAACAUGGUGUACAUGAUUAUUCAUGAACAUAGAUCGUUGAAAUUGCAUGAAUAUUCAUGAACACAAUUCGUGUGGUUAAAAUCAAUGAAGCAGCCUACAUGAAUGUCUGAAUAUUCAUGAACUCAAAUUGGGUGGUGAAAUCAAUGAAACGGGUACUGCAUGAAAGUUCAUAAAGACAUGAAAUCAAUGAAGAAUAUGGUCUUCAUAAAUAUUCAUGAACGCAAAUUGUAAGGUGAUGUCCAUGAAAUAUGGUUUGCAUGAAUGAAUAUUCAUGAACGCAAAUUGUAUGGUUAACAUCAAUGAAACAGCCUUCAUGAAUGUUUGAAUAUCAUGAACACAGAUUGUGUGCUGAAUAGCAAUGAGACAUGGACUGCAUGAAUAUUCAUUAAUACAGAUAGUAUGGUAAAGUUACAUGAAACAUGGUCUGCCUGUUUAUUCAUGAACACAAAUUGUUUGUUGAAAUCGAUGAAACGUGAUUGUUGAGAAGCUCCUUGUACAGUUCAAUACAUGUUUCUGUUAUGGGAUGAUAUGCAACUCAGUGGAGAAGUCUGUAGCAAUGUGAAAAGUCAUCUCAAUAGAAACUGGGCCUAAAAGGCACCAGUAGUCUGUGUAGCAUGCAACAUGAUUGUACGACCAGAGUCCUGAGCCCCUUCUUACAAAGAGUUA